AUGGAGCAGGCUCUAGAACGAGCUUUGGAUCGUGCGGAGUAUAUCAUUGCAAGUGCCCGACAGAGACCUCCGGAAAGGAAAUACCCAUCUAAUGGGGAGAAGUCUCUCUAUGAAAAACUUUAUGACAUUUAUGUUGAAGAAUGUGAAAAAGAGCCUGAGGUUACGGAGGAAUUAACAAGCAACGUGAACCUGUUAGAGAAGCUUCUUAGGAGAGAGUCGUUGCCGUGUUUGGUGGUCAACCUGUACCCAGGAAAGGAGGGCUAUUCGCUGAUGCUCAAGGGGGAAAAUGGAUCAUCUUCGGAGAUCAUGCGACUGCCCUAUGAAGAAGGGGAAUUGCUCGAAUACUUGGAUGCAGAAGAAUUACCUCCUGUUUUAGUGGGUCUCCUGGAAAAGUCUCAGGUUAACGUUUUUCAUCACGGGUGUGUGAUAGCAGAAAUACGGGACUACAGGCAGUCCAGCGACAGGGAAGCUCCCCAUUACCAAAGCAGGCAUAUUCUCUUACGUCCCACGAUGCAGACUUUAGCCUGGGAUGUAGAGGCCAUAGCCAGCGAUAACCAGAAUUGGACCCAGGAGGACAAACUUUUGCUUGAGAGCCAACUGAUCUUAGCUACGGCUGAACCACUGUGUCUAGACCCUUCUGUAUCAGUAGCGUGCACUGCAAACAGACUGCUCUAUAACAAACAAAACAUGAACACUCUUCCCAUGAAAAGGAACUUCAAGAGGUACUCUAUGACCUCUCUGAAUCGGCAGCAGGAGCUGUCUCGUCCACCUUCUCCUGAGCUAAGAGCCCUGACUUCCUGCAAAAGAAUAAGAGAAAGUAAAACAGGUGGGAAUUACGGCCUCAAAACUUUUAAAGCAGGAAGUUGUGUAGAUAUGUGGAAACAGAGACGCUGUGACUUGGCCGUACCUUCUCAAGUGGACGUGGAGAAAUAUGCUAAAGGGAAGAAGUCUGUCGGAUGUGAUGACUCACAACCAACAGUCUGGCCAGUGCAUGAGGUACAAGGUGGUCUUGCAUUUGGAGGUGACGCUGGCUACCAGUCCCAGGCAACAAGGCUGACCGUCAGGCAGCUGACUGAUAAUUCACUUGCCUCUGGAAAAGGGUCCGGUACAGAAGCCACGUGGGAGAGACAGCUGUCUCCCCCCCACUCCUUCGCAGAUGACUAUCCCUGCAGUUUCCCGCCCGGGGCAAAGUCUGAUGCUGGGAGAGUGGUCAGUCGGCCCGAGGAGUCGGUCCAGGAGAGCACCCAGUGUCCAGUGCAGAUGUCACACAGCUCCAGUGGCUCAGCCGGUCUCAGGCAACCUUCUCCAGGGAAAGAACCAGAACAGCCUAAGACUGGGUGGGUUCAGUCUUCAGUGCCCAACAGAGGAGCCACACAUCCACCUCCACCCAUGCGACUUCCUUGGCACUCAGGAAGGAGCUCCUGGGGUGAGAGUCUCACUUCACAGCAGGCAGGCAGCUCUCAGGCAUCCGGGCCACCUGGCCGCAGGAGCUCUGCCGCCGCCGCCGCCGCCGCCGCCGCCGCCGCCGCAGCCUCCUCCUCCUCCUCCUCCAGAGAAAAACGCUUCGGAUCUCAGACCGUUUCCUGUGGUGCAGCUGCCCCGCGGUUCGCUCCUGUGCAGCAGCCAGCAGCCGGCCCCGCAGCCGCGCCUCCCCCAGCUGCUUCCCCUGCAGUGGCCCUGCGCCCCGCCUCCUCGGCUGCCGGCGUCCCAAGGACUGGGGGCACAGGGUCCGGGGGCACAGGUUCCGGGGGCACAGGGUCUGGGGGUACAGGAUCCGGGGGCACAGGCUUCAGGUUCACAGGGCGCCGCCGUUCCCAACACGGUCGUGCGUGCCGAGGAAGCCGUGGUUGUUCACCUCGGUGCAGAGGACGGCUUCCAGCCGCCGCAGGUGCUCGUGUUGUCCCCGCCGGGCUCUGGCCUGAGCAGCCCCGGGCUGAGUCCCCCGCAGCAGACGGGCUGGGCGGCCCCGCGGCCGCAGUUGCAGUUCAGCGUGCACGUGCGCCGCCGCGCCGCCGCGCCUUGCCCUCGGGGCCCGCAGCCCAGCAGCCAGGCCGCGGGGACCGCGGAUAG
Molecule: messenger RNA, 2070 nt
Organism: Orcinus orca (killer whale)
Lineage: Eukaryota; Metazoa; Chordata; Mammalia; Artiodactyla; Delphinidae
Product: transcription factor SPT20 homolog
Exons: 2
Coding region: 1-2070 (689 amino acids)
Biological process (GO): regulation of transcription by RNA polymerase II
Cellular component (GO): SAGA complex
Molecular function (GO): transcription coregulator activity
Source: RefSeq, a predicted model, not a curated record